Messenger RNA from Mercenaria mercenaria, 1697 nucleotides. RefSeq lists its product as uncharacterized. The transcript has 5 exons. Bases 7 to 1158 code for a protein of 383 amino acids. The record is from RefSeq and is a predicted model, not a curated record. Lineage: Eukaryota; Metazoa; Mollusca; Bivalvia; Venerida; Veneridae.
GAUGUUAUGACUGUACCUGCUCCGACUCCUACAGGCCAACAGAACUUUGAAUGGAAUGUGGCAAAUAAUUAUUGUUUUGAUAAUAAAGGACGGCCGACCUCAUAUGCGAGCUCAUUGAAUGUUACAAAAAUAAAAAGUGUGUCAUGGACGGGACUUUGUCGUAGUUUCAUUAUCUAUUAUUACUCAGAACCUCCCAAGAAAGAAGUUUAUUUAGAAUUUGGGUAUUUAAAGAGAUCUGUCACUUCUGAUAAAUUCCAACUCCAUUUUACGGAUAAUAAAGGCGACAAAAAGAGGACUCUUUGCUCAACAGAAACAGGAAAUCUUGUCAGUAGCAGCCAACCAACAAAGAAAGAACAGGCAGACAUUGGAAGUGAUAAAACAGACGUAACUGCUGCUGUUGGCGCAUCUGUUGCUGCAGUCUUUGUUAUUGCUUUAGUGGUUGUUUUUGUGAUACUACGAAAACGAAAGAAAACUCCAGAAUUUUGCAAGGCUACCACUUCCUCAAAGGAUUCAAAUAACCACAAUGGAAAUACUGAAUCAUUCGAUCAUUUAGACGAAAAAACAAAUGAGUAUCAUUCGUAUGACCAAAUUGGUGGUUCCUUCUACCAGGAGAACGCAGAUUCAAAUGCUGAAGCUUCGUCAAGUGACAAUUAUCAUGCCCACAGAUAUUUUGUACUUGGGAAAGAUGGAAAGGAAACUGACAAUGCUAAUGAAACAUAUGAUUUAGCUGGGGCUGGAAAACACACACAUGUUGAGGAAAGGAUUGAUUAUAAUCAUGUCAAAAUAGACAACAAUGAAACGUAUGACCAUGCAUAUAAUCAAAAUAAGGAAAAAAAUGAAACACAUAAUGAGACAUAUGACACAACGGAGAAGGCAGCUAUGAAACCGAAGAUCAGAGCUGCUAACGAUUUGGAUGCAUUUGGUGGCACAGACGAAAAUGCUUACAAUCAUAUAAACGUUAAACUAUUGAAUAAUAGCGCAACCGAUCAGGUGUAUAAUGUGCCGUGCCAGCCGGAAACAGAAAGUUCAGAUGUUGGCAAUAGUCCUCAGAAGGAAUGUCAGGAUGGAGACACAUAUAGCCAUAUAAGAAAUAAGCCUCCGAAGGGUAACAAAGCGGAUAAUCUUUAUGGUGUACCUAAAUGCGUCACAAGAGAUUGACCUUUUUCCCAAAGCUGAGAAUCUAGUAUUUUGCAUUGUAUGUUUACAUACAUGUCUGACCUGUACACAUUAUUCUGUGUACCAAAUCACGUACUCAGACGUAACUAUAUAAUUCGUAAGAUUAUGUCGGGAAGAAGAACGUACCAUUUUCUCUGGAAGUUUUGCCAAACAAAAAGUUACUUAUAUCAACACAGUCGACUAAUCGAUCAAAAUGCCCAAAAUGGUUCGAAAUCGGAAUACUGUGACUGUGUUUAAGGUGCUCUGUACCACCUGGAAAUCUACCCUUACAUUUUAUCUUUUAUGAAAUCAUUCAUACACUACUGACUCAUUUAUUUAGCAUAACUAUACCAUUUAAAAAAUAAUUCCUACCAUGUUUUAUGAGUCUAUGAUAUAAAACAGGAUAGUUUCUUUCAUUAUUUUUUUCAGAAUUAAGGAAAGUUCAAUUAAACAUCUAAAUAUAAGUUAAUUCCGCCACUUUGGUACAUGUUGCUUAAGACCAAACUAGCUGUCAUUUAAUCAUAUAUUAUGGAAAUAUUCAU